ACUAGAACUAGAAGGUUCUCAAGACAGGACCAUUUCCAUUUGCACUCAUUUUCUAUUCCCAUUAGUAAUUUCUUCAAUCACCCAAAUAUCUCAAACUCUCUCUCUCUCUCUCUCUCUCUGUUUCUUCUCGGUGGAAAUAGAGGACAAAACCGCGUGGUCUUCCGUUUGUUUUUCUCCAAUUCUCUCUCUCUCUCUCUCUCCUCUCUCUCUCUCUCUCUCUCUCAUCUACAUGUUUUGAAAGACGACCAAAGUGUUCUCUUCUUCCUUCCCACAUUUUUAUUAUGAUACAAAUAAACUGUGACUUUCUCUAAUUCUUCUCUAGAACCUGUCUCACCGCGUCUCAUACAAACUCUCUCCAGAAAGCGAGUAAUGGUCCAAUCUCGAUUGUUUCUCUCGGGAUUCUAUUGCUGGGGCUGGGAAUUCUUAACCGCUCUUAUGCUUUUUAGUUGUUAAUUAAUGAGUUUUUCCUUCUGAAAAUUUCUAAUUCCAAUCUCAGUUGUUGUUUUUCUAAUUAAAUUGAGUAGUUGUUUUUUUUUCCCUAGCUAUAUAUAUAGACUAUAUAUAUAUAUAUAUACUUUUUUGUGGGUUUGUGGGAGAUUAAUUGUUGAUAGGAAAUGGGGCAUAGGACGGUUCCGGCGCCGUUUCUGUCGAAAACGUACCAUCUGGUGGAUGAUCCGAGCACCGACGACGUGAUUUCCUGGAACGAAGACGGCACGACCUUUGUGGUGUGGAAGACGGCUGAAUUCGCCAAGGAUUUGCUGCCUUCCAGCUUCAAGCACAACAACUUCUCUAGCUUCGUUCGCCAACUCAACACUUAUGGAUUCCGAAAAACUGUGCCCGACAAAUGGGAAUUCGCCAAUGAGAAUUUCAAGCGAGGACAACGAGAGCUCCUCACGCGAAUCCGUCGCCGGAAGGCUGUGACGUCAUCUCCCACCCGAACCUCGGGGAUUGCAAAAUCUACGGCUGCUGAGGGUUCUUCUGCGCCAUCAAACUCCGGCGAUGACUUGGGAUCCACUUCCACAUCAUCUCUACCAUCCAAGAACGCCGAGGCGGCAAUGCCGACGCAGUAUGCUGGAUUGUCGGGCGAGAACGAGAAGCUCAAGAGAGAGAACGAGUCGCUGAGUUCGGAGCUCGAUCAGGUAAAGAAACAGUGCGAGGAACUCACUAAUUUUUUGACAGAUUAUCUCAAGGUAGUGCCCAAUAAAGUCAAUCACAUCAUGUGGCAAGGAAGCUGUGGAUCCACCCGUGAUGGAUUGGACGGUGUUAUUCGGACUAUGAUGAAUGAGGAGGGUGGCGAUAAUGAUGAAAAUAAGGAUGUGGGAGAGGAAAACGAUGAGGGUUUGAAGUUGUUUGGGGUGUGGGUGAAAGGGAAUAAGAAAAAGAGGGGUCGGGAUGAUAAUUUUGGCUUUGAAGGGGCCCGUGGCAAAGAAAUUAAGACGGUUGACCUUGGUGUUCUGGGAUGACCGGCAAGGCUUGUGAUUAACGGAUCGGAUUGUGGCACGAAAGCGAAACCAAGUGUGGUGCAUGGUAAGAAACAGUGCACCUCGUUCUAUUUUCUUUGAUGUUUUGGUGUAGUAAAAUGUAGAGAACAAUUUUCAAUCGUAAGGUUGAGCCUGUGUAGCUGGACAAAAAUAACGACUUUAAAUGCAAAGUUGAUUUAUAAUUUGUAGUAA
Molecule: messenger RNA, 1673 nt
Organism: Rhododendron vialii
Lineage: Eukaryota; Viridiplantae; Streptophyta; Magnoliopsida; Ericales; Ericaceae
Product: heat shock factor protein HSF24
Exons: 2
Coding region: 615-1463 (282 amino acids)
Biological process (GO): regulation of transcription by RNA polymerase II
Cellular component (GO): nucleus
Molecular function (GO): RNA polymerase II cis-regulatory region sequence-specific DNA binding; DNA-binding transcription factor activity
Source: RefSeq, a predicted model, not a curated record